ACCAAGUACAUCUACAGCUCACAUACAACUCCUCUCAAACCAAGACUAAAGAAAGAAUGCAUUCCAUUUCCGCUCGCCGCGCUGCCCUGCGCACCCCCGCCGCGGGCCACCGCGCUGUGCGCUUCCCUGUGUGCCGCUCGGUGGAGACUGAGACCGCGGCGGCUGCCAAGGCGGCCGAGGAUGCCAAGAUGAAGAACACCAUGGCCGCGCUGGACGCGCUGCUGCCCACGCCGCCCAAGCCCGCGCCCACCACCUCCUCCUCGCCUUCCACCACCUCCGCCCCCAAGCCCGCCGCCCCCGCCAUGCCCAAGCUGCCCUCGCUGCCCGCCGCCCCCGCCUCCUCCCCCUCUGCCGCCCCCGCCCGCAAACCCGCCGGCCUCACGUUUGACCAGGUCAUGGGCUUCUCGGGCCUGGCGCCGGAGCUCAUCAACGGCCGCGCCGCCAUGAUCGGCAUUGUGGUGGCCCUGGCCAACGAGGCCAAGACCGGCGAGUCCAUCUUCGCGCAGUCGGUGUCGGGCGGCGCGGCGCAGGCGCUGGCGGUCAUUGCGGUGGUCACGCUGGCGUCCUUCGCGCCCGCCUUCCGGGCCCCCCUGGACGCGGUGUUCAACAAGGUGGCGCCCAAGCAGCUCAAGGAGUUUGGGCCCUUCACCGCCGGAGCCGAGAUGCUGAACGGCCGCCUGGCCAUGGCCGGCCUCGGCCUGAUGCUGUUCUUUGAGGGCGCCUCGCCCUACGCCUUCUUCAUGAACUAGAGCGUGGAGCUUGCAUGUGGGUAUUGGAGUGAGACGUCAGACGAGAGACGAGAGAGGAGAGAGCGAAGUACGAGAGGAAAAUUGUUUUUUCUGUUGGAGAGAAGUGAGCAUUGACCCAGAGAGUUAAAGCAGAGUGCAGAGAGCGGCGUUGAGUGCAUCUUAAGUGCGACCGUCUUGUCGAUUCGUGGGCUGUGAUGGCGGCGGGUGGAUGACCCCCGCCCCCACGGCCUCGCAGGAGCGCCGGCCAGUGCAUGGUGUGUGAUUCGGGACCCAUUUUUGUUUCGAAACAUAGCAUACUGGCGCAAACCGCGGCUGCUACGUGUGCUUAGUAGGCGCCCGCGUCAAGGUGGCUGGGUUGAUAACGACCCGGGAUCAGCCCUUUUCCUGCCAUAAGGCAGCCACCUGCUUGUUGUUUCGAGCGAACUGAGGUGGUGGCGUCAGACAUGGUUGUGGUGCUGGUGAGCGCGUCCUAUGUGUGGGUGUGUGAGCGGCGUAGGUAGAUGCGGGCAGGGCAGAGCGCCCGGCCCGGGGGAGUGAGUUCAGCUAGCUGGGGGGAGUGCCAGAUUGGCGAGAGAGCGUGGCCGAAAUGCGUGCGUGCCACGAAUGUGAGAGUGGAAGUCGUAACAGGCCCCGACUUGUGAGGGCUCUGUAACGGCGGCAAGAUAUGGUCCCACAGUCGAGCAGUCGUGCCCAAGACGGAGACGUGCGCUUAGAUUCCCAAGAGAGGCAACAGCAGGACACGCGUGCCCCUCGACUUGCCCACGUGCGCGUCACGAGGCCUUGGCCCUGGGCAGGAAUGCAGAAGGCCUGACGUUGUCCCUACCGUUGAGU
This is a messenger RNA of Chlamydomonas reinhardtii, 1580 nucleotides long. RefSeq lists its product as uncharacterized. The transcript has 5 exons. The coding region runs from base 57 to 749 and encodes 230 amino acids. Lineage: Eukaryota; Viridiplantae; Chlorophyta; Chlorophyceae; Chlamydomonadales; Chlamydomonadaceae. The record is from RefSeq and is a predicted model, not a curated record.